Molecule: messenger RNA, 2436 nt
Organism: Rotaria socialis
Lineage: Eukaryota; Metazoa; Rotifera; Eurotatoria; Philodinida; Philodinidae
Source: the annotation of a GenBank genome assembly
AUGGCAAAUGACAAUAUCAAUACUACCACCGAUAAUAAGAGUUUAGAAGCAACGGAUACUAUUGAAGAAGAAGUAUUAUUAGUUGUUCUUGAUGACGACGAUGGUGAUGAUGAUUACGAAUAUGCAUUGCUCGGUUCGCCGAUACCACAGGCACAUGUUUUAUUAAAUGAAAAACCACCAGAACAAAUUGUUUCCACGCCAGUUUCUACAGCAGAAGAUUCAGAAGAAAAAGUCGAAAUCGAGAUUAAAAAUCUUCUUACUCCGUUAGCAAGUGAAUCAAAAGCGAAAUUGAAAAAAACUUGCAAUCCUUCAAAAAUAUCGAACCGGUCAGAAAAAUUGAAAACUCAAAAUUCUGAAAUGAAUUCAAAUUGUACGCGAGACAAACCUCAACGACGACGUAAAAGACGUUUAACGGCAAAUUCGAUCGCUAAUAACAAUAAAGACAGUCAUACUACUGAUAAUAAUUCGGCUAGUUCUAUUCUUUCAAAUAUUUCAUUCGAUGAAUCACCGAAUAUAUUAACAAUUGCUCGUAUGGGCACAAUUUAUUAUUGUGUUGAAGACCUUUAUGCAAAAGUAUUUUCAACUCUAUGUACAUUCGAUGAAUAUAUGUAUUUAUUAGCAAAAGUUGAUGGAAAUAUUCUUAAAGAUGCUACACUAUCAGAAAAAAUCUCAAUUGAACAAAAAGAUCCUAAUUUAAGAAGCCUCAAUCCAUCACGUUAUCAUCUUUUAGCAAUAAAUUCAUUCGAGUAUUUAACUAAACUAAAACAACUAUUAAAAAAAUACGCAAAGCCUAUGGAUGAAAUGAUUAGAGAACUCUCAAAUACAAAAUUCACACCGCCAUCCGGUUCGCUCGUAGAAAGAACAACAUCAAUACCAAUGCUCGCGAAACGUAAUCUAACCAAUGAUACUGAUAAAAAUCAUAAACGUGUAAAACGUUUUAUAAGUGAAUCACAAUCGGAAUCAAGAACUUGUUUUCCAUCUGAUAGUCAUGAUAAUUGUAAUGGAGAUUCCACAAAUGAAACAGUAGCAUUCAUUCCUCGUUCAAAUUCGAAUUUAGAAAUUUUACGAAAACCAAUAUCGGUGAACGAUCAAAAAGCCAAUCGUCAAUUGCAAUCAGAACAAACUUCCAAUAAUAGUUUACCAUUGAAUAAAUAUCAACAACAAAAUAUGAAUUGGCUGCAAGCCGCAUCAAACGCAAGCCACUCGAUCGAAUGUACUAGUAGUGAUACGUAUUCGAUGCCGUUGAUUGUUGAUGUUGAAGAAAAUGUUCAUGCAAAUGCUCAAAAUAUAAAAAGAACCGAAACAAAUUCAUCAUCGUCCCAUCGACAAAUAAUAAAUCAUACUAUGUUACCAAUGCCAAUAAAUCAAUCAACUCCAAGUCCUUAUUCUCAUGCGCAUCGAUCUUCACCUUCAUGUCACGCACCGUACGAUCCUUAUUAUCGAAAUUCUUAUUCCACAUUAUCAUCAUCGAAUGAAAAAAUGAAAGAACUUAAUUCUAGUCAUCAUGAUCAACAGUCAAAAAUGAUUUCAACAUCCUAUCCACUAUCAAACAUUCACCCAUGCUCAAUUAAUUCCAAUUCAAUGUCGUUCCGACGAAAACAAAAUGCUAAUCCCAUAUUGCCAUCCGCAAAACAAGUAUGUCAUUUGCCCUGUUGUUAUCUUCCAUCACCAUGCAAUAAAACUGCUAUGCCGAAAUCUAUCUCACCAAAUGAGAAAAUGACCUAUUCAAACUAUACAACUGCGGAAGCAAUCCAAUCGCAAACAGUAAAAACCCCGAAUUUACCGGUCCCUACGAAUCGAAAACAACGUCAACUUCAAUCUCGUCCAUAUCCAUUAUUGAAACCGGCUCCUUCUCGACUACCUACUCAUCCUCAAAAUUCAUUCACCAAUGAAAUGCAAACUAAAACGAAUGCUUAUCAUUCAAUACCGCCAACUGUUGUGCAAAAUUUAUCUACGAUAAUAAGUCCGCCAAAUACACCCAACGGUUUCGUAUCAUCAAAUGCGCGCCAACGGAAUUUCGAUAUAGCACAAGCCCUUGACCAACACGGCCAAUCUGAUAUAGAUAAAAUACCUAAAAUCGUCAUACGACAUACGAAAACAUAUUCAAAUAAAAAUGUUGACAGUAUGGGACAAUUAUUUCCCACAUGGUUUCGCGAACCCGAUUAUCGUUGUAUUCACUGUUUUACUUGUGAUCAAGUAUUUACACCACAAAAAUUCAUAGCACACGUUGACGAUGAACAAAUGGCAAAUAGGAAACCAAUAAAUAUGACACCUAUACAAUUAUUACCAUCCGAAACACUAUCAGAAUUUAAAGUUGGAUUAUGGAAUGAUUUCUGUAUUAAUCUAUCCUAUUAUACAAGUAAAUUGGCUGCAUUAAAAAAAAAAGAGAAAUACGACAAAACCAUCCAAGGAAAGGCCAAAUAUCCGGAUUUAUAA